AUGUCUCAGAUUUCUCCUUCAAAGAAGACGACUUCCCGCUCUGAAACAGUAUCCGAUUCUAGGGCACCAAAUAUGGUGAGUGAUCAGGAUGUUGUGAUGAAUGUUGUGCCCUUGAACACGGUUCCGGCUACUGAUCCUGUUAGUAGUAUACCAAGAAAGAUACAUGCACGAAAAUCGACUGGUGGGUCCGUUCCAGAAACUUUUUCUGCUAGGGAUAAAGAGGGUUCUGCAUAUGUCCACAAUGCGAUCGCAGGUCUUGUCACGAGAAUCUUGAAUGAAGGUCACAAGGUAGAAGGAAUAUCUGUUCCUUUAGCCCAAGCUUAUGCUCCUGAGAACAGCAAAGACAAUCAAGUUGAUGCUAGCAAAGAUCAUGUUGAUGUUGAGACAUCUGAAGCUAACAAUGUUGAGACUUCUGAUGCUAAAGAUGUUGAAACAUCUGGAGCUAAAGAUGCUGCGAUUCUUGAAACAGAGAAAGCUGAAGAGGUCACUGCUACUUCUCCUAAAGAGAAGCUUACUCGCCCUAUUGACAAUGAUCCUAUUGACAUUGCUGAUGAUGACCUCAUCUCUAGCAUUUCUAACAGAGUCAAGGCUCGAAGGGGACAACAGGUUGAUGAUCAACAUCUUCCCAAGACUAAAGUUACUCCUCUAAAGAAUGCCACCAAAGAAAAGAUUAAGAAGGUCCCUGCUGAAUCUUCAAGAACUGGGAGCAAGGUUGCUGUGAAGAAGAGGAAAGAAAGAAGUGUUUCUGACUCAGAGGACAAUGUCCUAAGUGAUGUCCCUGACAUCCCUUCAAAGAAGAAGAUUGCUGUCACCAAAUCCUCCACAAAGGUUCGUGAUGUUCCCUUGGACAACAUUUAUUUGCACUAUGCUUCAAAUGCUAUCCAGUGGAAGUUUGUUUGUCAGAGAAGACUGGCUCUGGAAAGAGAGCUUGCAAAUGAUGCUCUGGAAUGUCAAGAGGUCAUGAAGCUCAUCAAAUCUGCAGGUUUGCUUAAAACUGUUACUCAUCUUUCUAAAUGCUAUGAAAUGCUCGUGAAGGAGUUUAUAGUAAAUUUGUCUCAAGAUUGUGCUGAUGGGAAAGCUGAGGAUUUUCAUAAGGUGUAUGUUAGAAGAAAAUGUAUAGAUUUCUCCCCAACUGUUGUCAACCUCUAUCUAGGUAGGGAUGAUGAGGCUCAACCUGAGCUUGAAGUGACUGACAAUGAGGUGUGCAAAGUUAUCACUGGUGGUAAGGUUAAGAAAUGGCCCAUAAAGAGUAAAUUGUCUGCUAGUCUUCUUAAUGUCAGGUAUGCUUUGCUGCACAAAAUUGGUGCUGCUAACUGGGUGCCUACCAAUCACACUUCUACCAUUGCUGUUGGCCUAGGUAGAUUCAUAUAUGAUGUGGGAACCAAGACAAAGUUUGAUUAUGGAACUUACAUAUUUGAUCAAACUAUGAGAUUUCAGUUACAAAUUGGUUAUGAAUCUGUUAUGAAGGGGUUAGAAUCAGUUAUAUCUGAAGUUAGUACUGAGUUGGAAGUUAGUUACGAAUCGGUUAGAGGGUUGGUUGUUAUUUCUGUUAGAUGGUUGUUGCUGUUGAAAGUAUAG
Messenger RNA from Vicia villosa (hairy vetch), 1578 nucleotides. RefSeq lists its product as uncharacterized. Lineage: Eukaryota; Viridiplantae; Streptophyta; Magnoliopsida; Fabales; Fabaceae. The transcript has 4 exons. The record is from RefSeq and is a predicted model, not a curated record. Bases 1 to 1578 code for a protein of 525 amino acids.